Messenger RNA from Loa loa (African eye worm), 972 nucleotides. RefSeq lists its product as hypothetical. Lineage: Eukaryota; Metazoa; Nematoda; Chromadorea; Rhabditida; Onchocercidae. The record is from RefSeq and is a predicted model, not a curated record. The coding region runs from base 1 to 972 and encodes 323 amino acids. The transcript has 8 exons.
AUGUCAGAUUUGAAAGUGAACGUGCCAUUUACAACUUUGCAAACUUAUUUCCAUCGUUCACGAGCUCGAAUGGCAAAAAUAAUGAGUGAUAAUGACGAUGCACUGCCUGAACAGAUUCAGAUCCCCGUGUCUCUUACCCUUACUUCGUCCGAUAUGCGCAGCGCGCUCGCAGAAGAAAAAGUGUCUCCAGUGGAAUCAAAAAAAUCAAAGCGAUUGGAUUCGUUGUUGGAUGCUGUUGUGGGUAAAGUGGUGGAAAGUGACGCCUGGGUUAACGGAAGUUUACCACCCUCAGAUUUUGCACCUCGGAAACUGGGUUCUAGUAAAAGAAAGCCAAAAAAAGUUCAUCGAAUAACGCCAGCAUUGACAACAGGAAAUGAAAGUCUAGAGGACUGUGAGUUACAAGGCUGGCUUACUGAACAACCACAAAGUGGUCCUACUAAAAGUAUUACUGCCAAAUCGGACAGAAUAACAAUGGAGUACAGUAAGGAGGAAGUGAUGGCAAUAAUCAGAUCUGUGAUAUCGGAUUCUUCUCUGGAUGAGAAUACCAAAAAAUCAGUGGAGGCUAUAAUGAAUGGAAUACUCGACAAAUCGCUGUAUACUGAUGAUACCUGUUUGGAUCAUGCUUUCGCAGAGUCCAGUACUUAUCGACUUGAGCAGCUUUUGAACUUUCCAGAUAGAAUGCUGCAUAAAAAUGAAAUUGAUUUUGAGGAGGUUGUUGGAAACGAGAGUCACGUACUAUGUUUAUUAUCUGAGUUGCAAAACUGUGAAUGUUUGGAUAAGAUAGAAGAGUGCGUAAAUGAAUCGCAUUACCCAACUUUGCGGAAGAAAACGUUCCGUAAAGCUGUCGCAAUGGUAAUUCGUGGCGAAUAUAAUGUUAGUGGAGCAGCAACUAUCAUGGUAUUUCCUAAAUCAAUUGUGCAUCCUUAUGUACAUCGUGCACGAGCUGCACUAAGGACCUUUUUGCCACAAUAA